This is a messenger RNA of Fragaria vesca subsp. vesca, 2048 nucleotides long. RefSeq names its product vacuolar fusion protein MON1 homolog A-like. The coding region runs from base 1 to 1812 and encodes 603 amino acids. Gene Ontology annotation, biological process: protein targeting to vacuole; vesicle-mediated transport. The transcript is spliced from 14 exons. NCBI's taxonomy places the organism in Eukaryota, Viridiplantae, Streptophyta, Magnoliopsida, Rosales, Rosaceae. The record is from RefSeq and is a predicted model, not a curated record.
AUGACCUCCGAGUCCAGCUCCGGCGACGAAGCCUCCGACCCGAAGCCCAACCCGAUCACUAAGCCCCCGGAGGGCCAAUUGUCCGCCCUCGCGUUAUCCGACACCGACGGCCAGGAAAACGGCGUCGUAUAUGAAACGCCGCGCGGGAAUGAGAUCAAGAACGAAGAGGAGGCGGCCCUGACCAAUUCGGCUCCGCCUGGUCCGGCCGAGGCGGAGGAAUCGAGCGAGGGCGGAGGAGGAGGUGGUAGCGGUGGUGGUAUUGUGUGGGCGAGGACCAAUUCGGAGGUGGAGGUCGACGGGCCAGAGAGCCCUAGCAGCAGCGGAUAUGCUGGCGGCCGAGGGAGUAGUAGUGCCAGUAGUGAUGGUUCAGGGAUUGAUGAGAUUGCGGAAGUGAGGAAUCAUGGGGUUGUUGACGGUGUUUUGGAAGCGCAGACGCCGUGGGUCCCCGGAAAACGGCAUGUUGAUGAGGAUGAUGCUUCCAUAUCAUGGAGAAAGAGGAAGAAGCACUUUUUCAUACUAAGCAACUCUGGAAAACCAAUAUAUUCUAGACAUGGAGAUGAACAUAAACUAGCAGGAUUUUCAGCAACAUUACAAGCCAUAAUUUCCUUUGUUGAGAAUGGUGAGGAUCGUGUCAAAGUGGUUAGGGCUGGGAAGCAUCAGGUGGUUUUUCUUGUCAAGGGACCAAUCUACCUAGUAUGCAUCAGCUGCACAGAAGAGCCUUAUGAGUCUUUAAGAAUGCAAUUGGAACUUAUUUACGGUCAGUUGCUGGUUAUUCUUACGAAGUCAGUAAAUAGAUGUUUUGAGAAGAAUCCAAAGUUUGAUAUGACACCUUUGCUGGGUGGAACGGAUAUUGUCUUCUCUUCCCUCAUCCAUUCUUUCAGCUGGAAUCCUGCCACAUUUCUUCACGCAUACACUUGUCUUCCCCUUGCUUAUGCGACAAGGCAAGCUGCUGGUGCAAUAUUGCAAGAUGUUGCUGAUUCUGGUGUUCUCUUUGCAAUAUUGAUGUGCAGACACAAGGUUAUCAGUCUUGUUGGUGCCCAGAAAGCGUCUCUUUACCCUGAUGACAUGCUGCUACUAUCCAACUUUGUUAUGGCAUCAGAAUCAUUUAGGACGUCUGAAUCUUUCUCACCAAUUUGCUUGCCAAGAUAUAAUCCCAUGGCAUUUUUGUAUGCUUAUGUCCAUUAUUUCGAUGCUGACACAUACUUAAUGUUGCUUACCACUAGUUCAGAAGCCUUCUAUCAUCUCAAAGAUUGCAGAAUUCGCAUUGAAAUGGUCCUUUUGAAGUCGAGUGUUCUCAGUGAAAUUCAGAGAUCCAUGCUAGAUGGUGGGAUGCGUGUUGAGGAGUUGCCUCUUGAUCCUUUACCUCGAUCUGGAUCUUUUUCUCCUCAUUUGGGUCAUCACACACUUCCAACAGAUUCUCCAGACAGGUUCAGGGAACCGUAUGAUGGCGUAGGUGGUCCUGCUGGACUCUGGCAUUUUGUAUAUCGUAGUAUCUUUUUGGAUCAGUACGUGUCUUCCGAGUUCUCAGCACCAAUAAGUAGUCCUCGUCAGCAGAAAAGAUUGUAUAGAGCUUAUCAGAAGCUUUACUCUUCCAUGCACGAAAGAGGAAUUGGGCCUCACAAAACCCAGUUUAGAAGAGAUGAAAAUUAUGUUCUACUCUGCUGGGUCACCCAGGAUUUUGAGCUUUAUGCAGCAUUUGAUCCACUUGCUGACAAGGCAUUAGCAAUAAAAACUUGCAACCGUGUUUGUCAGUGGGUAAAAGAUGUGGAAAACGAGAUUUUUUUGCUGGGUGCAAGCCCCUUUUCAUGGUGAUACCCCUCUUUAUAUUGUGUAACACCGCAUGUACCAUAGUUUUGCUUAUUUAAUAAGAUUCGAGUAGUUGUUUCUCUUUUUUCACUCUUAGAAUUAGUAUGAGAUGGUUCUUAUAUUUUGCCAAUCUGUUGCUUCAGCUUAAAAAAGUUUGCAUCUGUCAACAAAUGUAAAAGCAAUUAAAGAAAAAAGAGCUAUAGAUUAUACUUUGUUCUUCCACGGAAGUGAUGACUUACAAG